Molecule: messenger RNA, 1089 nt
Organism: Lingula anatina
Lineage: Eukaryota; Metazoa; Brachiopoda; Lingulata; Lingulida; Lingulidae
Source: RefSeq, a predicted model, not a curated record
AAGAUCACUAGCCAAGCGUGCAAAUUACGAACUACGUACAUGUAUAUAAGGGGAUGAUUGGUUCGGUUACUCAUAGCGGGACAAUUUGAAUCGCCUCCCUGCUGAAAGAUGAAGUUUACUAAGGUUGAAUACCUGGUUUUACUCGUGGCCAUGUGCCUCGUUGUCAAAAGCGAAGCUAGGUUUCGACGGAUCGAUGAUGGCGCCGGGAAGAAGCCAUUUGGAGUCUCCGAAAGUGAAGCUGCACCGUCUGGGGGAAGGGUAACUGACGGCCGGUGUGCAGGUGGUGCGAGUGUUGCAUCAGCUAGCAUCGGAGAAGAUGGCACUGAUUUAGAUACUGGAAAACCACCAGAGGGCGGCAGAAAAAAGAGACAACUUCCUGGGGGAGCGGGCCAAUCACAUUGCCCAGAGGUAUGCUACUGGAUACGCCCAAACUGGAUCUGGUCGAUAAAACAUAAUACUUGGUUCAGAGUAGUACAGUUUCCUUGGUUCCAGCAAUGGCUCAGGCCCUGCUACUGUUGGCCCCUAAACAGAUGGUGCCAGCAUUACUCACCAAACUUUGGGAACAUUGCCUUGUGUGCCAAGUGCACUACAGAAUGGGGAUGGAAAAAGAUUCAGAUCUGGUUUCGAUGCCAAAGAAGAUGGGUGUGGGUGCAGAUACCUGUUGGCUGUUGCUGUGGCCUAAUGGGUCUUCACCCAUGCCCAGCUUUACCCCCGCCCCGACCCGUAUUUCCGUGGUAACCAUAAACAAGGAAGAGGACACACGGCGGAUUGUAAAUUCAUCUGCAGACACCGAUUUGAUCGCCUGAAUUACAAGUAGAACCUUAAACUUAUCCGACAGUGGUAUUAAAGUAUAGAAAUUAAUGAUAACAAAGAUUAGAUAGAAGUUGGAUUCAUACCACUCGAACGACUGGUAGGAAAUCUUACACACCAUACUAAAAUGAAAAACAUUCAAUUACACAAGUUAUGCCUCUCUUGCUAGAAAUUUAACAGAUGUGUGCAUUUUUAAAUUCUGUUUACGUCACUGAAUAUACAUACGGAAUAAUGAGAAUAGAAUUGUAAUUAGAGUGAGAACAUCGCUUUGCUUAAUAA